Molecule: messenger RNA, 1422 nt
Organism: Adineta steineri
Lineage: Eukaryota; Metazoa; Rotifera; Eurotatoria; Adinetida; Adinetidae
Source: the annotation of a GenBank genome assembly
AUGUCGAAAAAAACAAGAACGCAAUUUCUGGAUUUAGAAGAUAUAUCAUUACGUUGUGUAUUUCAAUAUUUAUCUAUUCAAGAUCGUUUUACUUUAUUCUUUGAUUUCUUUCCAUGUCGAAUUCAACCAUUACUCGAAAAUUUUAUUUCAUUUGUUAAUAUUUCUAAUGAAAAUGAUGAAUGGAUUCAAAAAUAUCUUCCAAAAGCAUUAACUCAACGGAAAAUUUUUGGUCUUUGUUUAAAAGAAAAACAAAUUCAUUUUGUUUCGAAAUAUUUUUCAUUAGAUGAUAUUCAAACAAUAUAUUUGAUAACAACAUAUAUCAAUGAUAAAGUAUCAGCAAAUAACUGUAUUCAACUCUGUCAAUAUUUGAAUAAACUUGUUCUUCUCCGUGAUAAAAAAGGAGAGGAUAAAGAAAUUUUAAUUUAUCCGAUUGUUGGUCAAGAUUAUAUUUUUCAAAAUUUAACAGAUCUGUCAAUUAAUCUUUCGAAGAUUGAUUGUAUAUUUACUAUUCUCCAACGUUUACCUAAUUUACAAACAUUGAAAAUGCAUUUGGAAAAUUCCCGUUCAUAUGACGAACAGGAAAUUCAUAUUGACAACAUAGGAUCUUGUACAAUGCUUCGUAAUGUUAAAAUAACAGGUGUAACAUCAUAUCGACAUGAAUUUCAGACAUUUUUUGCUAUUUUUGGAUCAACAAUUCAAUUCUUAACAAUUAAUAUUACAAUACUAGAGAACCAACCUUUCUUGACACAAUUGGAACAUGAUGUACUUAAUAAAAUGCCUCUGUUAUCAUCAUUUAACUUUUUCAUUAAAUGGAAUAGACAGUACUUAGACGGAAUUUUUGUCAUUGAUACUCAAAUAUUUCAAAAUAGCAAUUGGCAACGAUUCGGUCAAUUUGAGAUCAUGACAAACGACUUGAAUUUGUUGUACAAUGGAAGCAAGUCACGGCCUUCUGUUGUCGAACAUGUUCGUACAGUUUUAUUAAGAAGACAAAAACCUUGGUGGUCAAUUAAUACAUUUCGUUUUAUUCGAAAUAGUUUUCCGAACGUUCGAACACUUUAUUUUCAUUGCAGACUAAAGAAAACCGAUGAUAAUUAUACGCAAAUUCAUGAUGUACGAUUUCCCGAAUUAUUUGACAAUGAUUUUCAUAACAACAAUGAAAUUCAACUAUUAAAUGUGACUACGAUUUAUUUAAAUAUUGAACGUGAACAAUUUAAUUAUCUAAAUUUUCGAUAUUUAUUUAAUCUUUUACCAAAUUUAAAAAUUAUAAGAACAAAUAGACCAGAAAAUGCUCGAAAAUAUGUUGGUCAUUGUUAUAAUGAUAUUGCCAAGAAUAAAUUAGAUUGUCUCAAGAUCGAACAUCUUCAUAUUCCACAAUAUAUUAAUACUUCAACUAAACUUUUUUAUUAUCUUUGCGAGUUUUAA